This is a messenger RNA of Podospora bellae-mahoneyi, 630 nucleotides long. RefSeq lists its product as uncharacterized. The transcript has a single exon. The record is from RefSeq and is a predicted model, not a curated record. The coding region runs from base 1 to 630 and encodes 209 amino acids. NCBI's taxonomy places the organism in Eukaryota, Fungi, Ascomycota, Sordariomycetes, Sordariales, Podosporaceae.
AUGACAUUCAGCAGAGUCCCACCCCAAAAACCACAGCGCUCUAGAUUUCUGAAACGAGAACACAAAUCCAACUACCUUAUGGAAUCUCCAAUUUCCAAACCAGCUCCGCCCUGCUUCCCCCCCGCCUGUCACCCUCUCAUCAGUGACCAAUCACACCUAAACCUCCCAAGUCAGACCUUGGGCUCCUUAAACUCAACACGAAAAGCGUUACCAACAUCUCGUACCUGCUUCCAGCAAGGCGGCCUCCCAGGCUCGCCACACAUCGGCUCCGGCUCACGCUUCUCUUUCCAGCAAGGCGGACCGCCCGGCUUGGUGCAGCGAGUUUCCAGUUCAACAACGGGCGCCGAAGCCGGAGUUGGUUUCGGGACAGGGCUGCGCUUCUUCCAGCAGGGAGCGCCCCUCCACGGCUGGCACCGGGGCUCAACCUCGGGGACUACUGGCUCACGUUUCCAGCAGGGUGGACCGCCGGGCUUGGUGCACCUUGCUGCGAGGUCGGUCGACGGGGCGGGGAGGGCGAGGGUGGAGGUUGUGAGGGUGAGGAGGGUGAGGAGAGGGGUGGUGAGGUGCAUUUUUGUUUGCGAGGUUGGCUGGAGGCUGGAAGGUGGGUAUGUGGGAGAUGGGUGGUCGUGA